AUGGAGGUACUACAUGCUCGAGUGAAAACAACUGAGGGUUGGUCAGGACAACGAAAAGCAGCUCGACGUGUCGUUGUUUUUGCCGUUGGAUGGAUGGUUUGCGUGAGUCAGAUCCCGUCCGCUACUCCUGUCGAGAAGGGCCCAUCGCGAUAGAUUUGAGGUCUGAUGAUGACACACACGGAGUGGUGGGUGAUUGUUGGCGGGCAUGGGGUGUGCGGGUGUUUGUAUUUCUCCGUGGGGAUGGCUGUGUUAUUCUGGCGCUGGCGGUUCGGUGUAGAAUAAGCGACAGCCUUGGUUUUUUUGUGUGUAAAGAACGGACGUGCGUGGCUAAUGAAGGGCAGUAGGAGAUCGACGUCGUCCUGCGCGAGCCAUUUAUCCACACUUCAGACUUGUAGUCGGAUUUUUGUCUUUGAUGGGCGUUGGCGCUAUUCGCACUCAGCAAUGGGGGCGGACAAGGCUGAGCGUCGUGUGUUAAUUGUUGUUGUUAUUAUCUUCCCCUGGUUCCAUAUGUCUAAAGCGUUUCCGUAAGCACGUUGGGUGGUAAUAUGUGGUUUAGUCUAGUCAUUAUUUCUAAGCAGUUAUCUCAUUUCUUCUUCUCUGUCGAAGCUUCAGCUUUGUGUGUUGAGCAAAAAAAGAAGAAGCCGGAGGAGGACUAGUCUAUGUAAUAUUGCUAGCAGGCUUAUUUUGUCGUGUUUUUUGCCAAGAAGAGGAGGAGAAGCGUGGGCUGCCCCUGCUGCUAUGGUUGUACCCUGAGAUUCCCACGACUGACUCUCUUCUCUCUCUCUCUCUUGCUCGCUGUACAUCGUUGCGUGUGUUUUUGGCCCCUUCUCGACCGUUGGGUGUUGAUUGACAGCGCAUUGUAGUCGCAUUUGUUUUUUAUACAUCGAUCCCUGCAGCCAGCAGGUACAAUGGUGUUUCCCCUCGUGCUCAUUGCAGCAGGACUACUACUGGUGGUGUAGUAUCCGUUUGGUGGGCAGGAGGAAAUUUGCG
This is a messenger RNA of Ectocarpus siliculosus, 990 nucleotides long. Lineage: Eukaryota; Phaeophyceae; Ectocarpales; Ectocarpaceae. The record is from the annotation of a GenBank genome assembly.